AUGUUGCUCUCCCCAAACGCCUUCGUAAUGAUCGACUUCACGUCGUUCACUAACCCUAAGCGGAAGAGCUCCUCCGAUGAGAGGGACUCUGGAACGUCUUCCCACUCGCCAUCUAGCCCUGUGGAGGCUCCCGCACAGCGCCACAACCGCCCAAUGUCGCUCGCACCUGCUGCGUAUAGCAAGCGAAAGCUGACUUCAUUCAAGAGAUCAACGAGCGUGAUGCUGGGUCUUGACGACAGAGUGAAUUCUCAGAACAGACGCUCUACCUCUAAGUCGUCCGACGCAGAUACUAGACAUGAGGGGAGCUCUCAGCAGUCCUCGGGGUCGGAUCCGCUAGCAGACAGUCGAGGGCAUCUCUCCCCAGCGACGAGUGCAAGCGGCAGCGUGGGUCAUGUGUUCAGAGAACCUUACUCACAUUCUAGUGAUGGUCACUCGUUGGAUAGCGAACUAGCCAACGUCGAAGAGCUACGCGAACUGUACCGGAAGUCGCAGGCUAGAGAGUCAAACUUCGCCAAACGCAAUGGGAAGAAGCUUCAUCGAUACCCAACACACGAUGUCCCUUACCCAAGAAGCUUCGACAGAGAGGUGAUCGACCUAGAUGUCUGGUGCAUGAUCUGGGGACAUCAACUCGUUGGAGAAGUUGCACUGCGCGGGGAAAAGGGUUAUCCAGACAAAAUGCACCGGCUCAUGGAUACUAAAUGCAAGCAUGAAGUGGAAGGUUUAGACAUCGUGCCUCUGCAUCCGGAUCUGGAAGAUAUAGAUCCAGAUCUGGCUGCUCGCAUUACAUGGGUGCAAGCGAAUUUCUUGGAACGCCUGCCAUUUCCUGACCAGGAGUUCGACUUCGUAUAUGCAAGGCGUAUAGCCCGCGGCGUCCCUGAGGAUAAGAUUACGGAGGAAGAUUUGUAUUUCCCUGGGAUACAGCACAUGACAGCGACAGUGAGAAAUAUUGCCCCAGAGCUUGCGCCCACGAUCACUUCGCCACGCUCGCCUUCUCCGUUCACACCUCCAACUGCGGUCCAGUCACUGCCAGCAUUUGAUGAGGUUGUCCUUUCGGACGACAUUACACGAACUUCCGAUGGUCAUUUAGUCACUGACGACAACCAUGUUCAUUUCUUCAGUCAACACAAUCCUCCCGUGGACCCUCGUGAUCAUUCCUUGCUCGAGCAUAUUUACAACGAGAUGCAUGCCGCGAGGUUCAUCAAUCUUACCCCAACCUCUAUUCUCAGCAACACGCUGCCUCUUUACUUCGCCGGAUUGCGUUUACAUCCCCCUCUACUCUCCAUGUUUCCGAUGCAAGAGCGCGGGCCUGACGCCUCCUUGGCGACCCCCCGCUCUCUCGCCUUGUCCCUCAGCAACUCAUCCAACCUAAAGUCACACAACGCCCAGAUGCGCUCAAACCAAGAGUUCUAUAUCGAGCAGGAAACCAUCAUCCAGCGCGCCGACCGCCUCGACUUCGCGCUCACACAUCCCCAGCCAGAUCGACUUCGCCCUUUCCUCAACGUCCCGCAGCUCAUAUCCGGCAAAAGUCUCUACGCACGAGCAGACAUGGAGCGCUACAACGCAUACGGCCCGCGCUCGAUCUUCCCGCCAAGCGAGUUCCAGCGACAUCACUUCGAGGGGGUUGACCCCACGCUCAUGCGCUCGGCCGCCGCGCAGAAGGCAUAUUCACGCACGCCUGGUAUAAAAGAGAGCGCUGAUCGCCUGUCGGUCGACUCAAUCCGCUACGACUUGCGCACGCUCAACCUGCAGCUCGCCCUGCGCGUGCAGGAGGUGCUCUCGUGCUCGGAGGCUAUGUGGGAUUUCGUUGUUGAAUUCCAGACCGCGCACGUCUCCGCCGAGCAACCCCCCGCUGAGGCGCAAGGUGUACGGGGGAAAACUUCACGACAGAACUCCGACAUGGGGCUCCCGACAGCUCACCGCGGAUCUGUGCUGGAUCCAAUGGAAAUCAUGAUAAUGCAAUUGACAAGACAGCAGUUCGAUUUUCUGCUACGGCGCUUCAAGUUCGAUGUGCAGGACUACAUGGAUUUGACCGACGUACUGGAGAACCGUCUGCAUUGGGGCCCUGUCUCUCUGUGUCGAACCGACGAGCGAAAGGAGUUUGACGUCCUCUGUGAAGCAUGGGAGCAAUAUCAAGCAGAGCUGCAAGCAGGCGCCGUGCGCCGACCCAGCGCUCGCGCAAGCACAGCAUCGAACCUCCCCUCCAAACGCUCGCAUGAGGCCAGGAGCUACGGUGACGACGGCUUGGGGACCAGCAGGCCACAUGCUCGCACCUCCCUUAACACCGCACGCCAAGACGGACACAGCGCGCCUCCUCAUGAAUCCGAGUCUGCCACGGCAGCACACAAACUCGCCUCGGCGCGCCGGUCCGCUCCCAGUCCCAACGCCGUUCCCGUCCACGAGCGGCUCUCCCGCACCAUCCGCACCUUCGUGGCUUACAAGGCCUAG
This is a messenger RNA of Postia placenta MAD-698-R-SB12, 2445 nucleotides long. RefSeq lists its product as hypothetical. The record is from RefSeq and is a predicted model, not a curated record. Bases 1 to 2445 code for a protein of 814 amino acids. The transcript is spliced from 11 exons. NCBI's taxonomy places the organism in Eukaryota, Fungi, Basidiomycota, Agaricomycetes, Polyporales, Adustoporiaceae.